Lymnaea stagnalis (great pond snail) is the source of this 324-nucleotide messenger RNA. The record is from the annotation of a GenBank genome assembly. Lineage: Eukaryota; Metazoa; Mollusca; Gastropoda; Lymnaeidae.
AUGGUCAACGCCGGCAUACUCAACGUCAUCUACCUGUCCAGCUACGCCAUCAAGGUGGGCGUGUCGCCCCCGGACGCCGCCCUGCUGAUCACCAUCAGCGGCCUCAUGGACAUGGUGGGGAAGAUCUGCUCGGGGGUCUUCGCGGACUUGCGAAUCGUGCGCCCCAACGUCCUCAUGGCCGUGUCGACGUUCUGCCUCGGGGUCGUCACGCACUGCAUCUCACUGUUUCGAUCGUUCGAGCACCUGGUGAUUUACUCCGUGCUGCAAGGCUUCCUGGCCAGCAUCGGGCCGAACUUGAACACGGUGGCCAUCGUUGACGCCAUG